AUGGUCUCUGUGCAAUCUACCAAACGUGUGAAAAGAACCAGAAAGAAAAAGCAAAUACCUGCAGUCUGUUCUUCGGUUCGACAUUUAGCAGGAUCAAAGUGGUAUGAGUAUGGCGAUGAAGAACGUACUCAAAAGCCAGUUUCCGAUUUCGACCAUCUCAAAAAAGUUGAAGAGCAAGCAGGAAUUUUUUUGAGAAUAGACCGUGAUUUGCAUAUGCAAGAACAUGCUAAAAAAAAUGAAACUGAGUCAGCUUGGCUCAAUACAGUGCUGAUUCGUGGUACUGCUAAUGAUAAAGCGAUUGCUAUGCAAAUAUUGACUCAACGACAUCCUCUUCAUUCUCUUCCUCACAUUGCUGGAUUAAUUGCUAUGAUCAGCAAAAAAAAUACAAGAGAAGCGUUUUCUGUUCUAGGGUUGCUGAAGGAUUUGUUCAUUGAAGAACUGUUACCACCGAAACGAAAGUUGAUCCCAUUUUCAUCGAGGCCGGUUGAUCAAAUUAAUCCUUCAAUAUUAAAUGAAAAUCACAACUUGAAAAGAAAACUCAUGCUUUGGAAGUUUGAGUCAGAUUUGAAAGCUCUCUAUGAGAAGUUCAUCAUUUCACUCGAGCGAUUAACAGGAAUAAACGUGGAAAAAUUGAGUAUAUCUGCAUGUCGUUAUUCUCUAGAACUAUUACUUAAACGCCCGGAGCAAGAGCAAAAGCUACUCUCUUUGCUUAUUAACAAACUUGGACAUCCAAACAAAACUUUGGCUACACGUGUUUGUGGAUAUUUGCUGCAGCUCACUAGAAAACAACCCCUAAUGCGAACUGUUAUUGUAAAAGAGGUUGAAAGGCUUGUCUAUCGCAAGAAUAUUGCAUGCAGUGCACAGCUUCAUGCAGUUUCAUUUUUGUCUCAAAUAGAUCUCAGUUCUUGUGACCCAGUACUGCCAUCAACAUUAUUAAAUAUAUAUAUUGGAUUAUUUCGCAUGUUCGUUUCGAAUAAGCAGUUAGAUGACAGGAUACUGGGUAUCUUGAUUUCUGCUACUAGUCGAGUUUUCCCUUAUGCAAAAGAUGAUGCUGUAAAGCUAAUGAAAGAAGUGGAUACAUUAUAUAAAAUUUUGCACCAAUCAAGUUUUUCAACAUCGGUGCGGACUCUCAAGUUAUUAUACCUGCUUCUGACUUCAAGAGAAGGGAUUUGCGAUCGGUUUUAUGCAGCUCUCUAUCGACGAAUUAUCGACUUCGGACAUAGUACAAAUGUUAAUAGGCAGUUAUUCUCAUUACUUCACCAAGCACUUGAUUCUGAUCCUGAAGAACAUAGAGUGAUCGCGUUCAUAAAACGCCUUCUUCAGUUGUCUCUGUGCAGUGCUGCUCCUGUUGCUGCUUCAACGCUCAUUCUAAUAUCCAAAUUGAUUGAUAAGCGGCCUUCAUUAUUAAUAACACAAAAAGCAGCUGAUAUUACAAAGUUUGAUGAGGAUAUGAAAUCAGAAAUCGAUAGUGACGAUGAUGAGGUGUAUCAGGACUAUGAUCUUGUUUCGCCAGUCAGAAAAAAUCAGGCCUUGGCCUUCGAAGAAGAUGCAAAGGUGGAUGAAGCUGUAAAAUGUAACGGAGUAGUUGGAUGGGUUCAUAAAAAUAAUAUCGUGGUUAGAAAUAAUGCAUUGACCUACGAUCCACUAGCUAGAAAUCCUUUAUUUGCUAAAGCUAAUAAGAGCGUUGCUGCAGAACUAACGUUGUUGAGUAUGCAUUAUCACCCUUCUGUUGCUGUUUUUGCUUCAAAUUUAUUAAAAGGCGUAAAAGUGCGCUAUGAUGGUGAUCCGUUCCAUGAUUUCACACAGAUGCAUUUUCUUGAUCGUUUUGUAUUUCGCAAUCCGAAAACGAGAGAUGCAUGUUCGAAAGCUGUGCGGCGCAAAGCUUAUGAUCCACUAGGAGUUAGGAAGCUUUCAGUUCUUUCGAAGGAAUAUGCCGAAAAAAAUACUAAUGAAAUACCAAUUGAUGAGAGAUAUAUUCAUCGUUUUGCAUCUUUGAAAAUGAAAAUGAAGAAGCGCAGCGAAGACAAACGUGCUCAUGAUAAUGAUGACGAUGAUAUUGAAAGUGUCAACUCCGAUGAAUUUGAUUUAUUGCUCAAGCGUUUCGAGCCUGGUGAACGAAGAGAAGUAUUUGACAUUGAUUUUGGACAAGAAUUUAGUUCUGAAAAAGAAACGAAGGAAAUAGGAAGCCGGAAACGAUCCCACGAAAAUAAUGUAGAUGAAGAGGAUGAUUUGAGCACUGAUGUAAAUGAUGAGAUGGAAGAAGGUUGGACUGAAGAGGAGAUGAGUGAACCAGAAGAUUCAGAAGUAGAAUCAAGUGAUGAUGAAUUUAUACUGCAAAAGAAAGCAGCUGAUGACAGUGGUGAUUCAGAUGAUGACCUCAGAGAACAUCUUGAUUACGGAGAAGAUGCUGCAAUGAGUGCUGAUAAGUUUGCGACUAUGCUCGAAGAAGAGAAUGAAUCACGUUCUAGGGAAUCAAGAAGAAAAGUUAAAAAACCUCGAGGAUUUAAGAAACGAAAAAAAAAAUGA
Messenger RNA from Thelazia callipaeda (thelaziosis nematode), 2526 nucleotides. The record is from the annotation of a GenBank genome assembly. NCBI's taxonomy places the organism in Eukaryota, Metazoa, Nematoda, Chromadorea, Rhabditida, Thelaziidae.